GCGGCGGGUGCACUCGGCCUCGCCCGCGGCCCUCCAGCCUCCGGCUCUCGCUCUCUGGCUCUCAGUGCGCUGCCGCCUCUGCUGCCGCCUCCGCCGCCACCGCGCCUCCGUUCGCUGACUUGGAGAUUGCCGAAGAUGGCAGAAGCUCACCAAGCCGUGGCCUUCCAGUUCACGGUCACCCCGGACGGGAUCGACCUGCGGCUGAGCCACGAAGCCCUCAAGCAAAUCUAUCUGUCUGGACUGCAUUCCUGGAAAAAGAAGUUCAUCAGAUUCAAGAAUGGCAUCAUCACUGGUGUGUACCCGGCGAGCCCCUCCAGUUGGCUCAUCGUGGUGGUGGGUGUGAUGUCAACCAUGUAUGCCAAGAUCGACCCCUCGCUGGGGAUAAUUGCAAAAAUCAAUCGGACCCUGGACACGACCAGCUGCAUGUCCAGCCAGACGAAGAAUGUGGUCAGCGGCAUCCUCUUCGGCACGGGCCUGUGGGUGGCCCUCAUUGUCACCAUGCGCUACUCCCUCAAGGUGCUGCUAUCCUACCACGGCUGGAUGUUCGCCCAGCACGGCAAGAUGAGCCGCGCCACCAAGAUCUGGAUGAGUGUGGUCAAGAUCUUUUCGGGCCGAAAACCCAUGUUGUACAGCUUCCAGACAUCACUGCCACGCCUGCCGGUCCCAGCCGUCAAGGACACCGUGAAUAGGUAUCUAGAAUCGGUGAAGCCUCUAAUGAAGGAAUCCGACUUUAAACGGAUGACGGUUCUGGCAGAAGAUUUUGCGGUCAGCCUUGGACCCAAAUUGCAGUGGUAUCUGAAGUUAAAAUCCUGGUGGGCUACUAACUAUGUGAGCGACUGGUGGGAGGAGUACAUCUACCUUCGAGGACGAGGGCCGCUGAUGGUGAACAGCAACUACUAUGCCAUGGACUUGCUGUACAUCCUGCCGACCCAGAUCCAAGCAGCGAGAGCGGGCAAUGCUAUCCACGCCAUCCUGCUCUACAGACGAAGGCUGGACCGGGAGGAGAUCAAGCCGAUUUUUCUGUUGGGAUCCACAGUUCCGCUCUGCUCUGCUCAGUGGGAGCGAAUGUUUAAUACUUCGCGGAUCCCCGGAGAGGAGACGGACACCAUCCAGCACAUACGGGACAGCAAGCACAUCGCCGUGUUCCACAAGGGGCGCUACUUCAAGGUCUGGCUCUACCACGAUGGCAGGCUGUUGACGCCCCGGGAGAUCGAGCAGCAGAUGCAGAGGAUUCUGGACGACCCGUCGGAGCCUCAGCCUGGGGAGGCAAAGCUGGCGGCCCUCACCGCGGGAGAAAGAGUACCCUGGGCCAAGUGUCGCCAGGCCUAUUUUGGGCGUGGGAAAAACAAGCAGUCCCUCGAUGCCGUGGAAAAGGCAGCAUUCUUCGUGACGCUCGAUGAAACAGAGCAAGGGUACAGGAAGGAAGACCCGGAUGCAUCCAUGGACAGCUAUGCCAAGUCUCUCCUACACGGCAGGUGUUUUGACAGGUGGUUCGAUAAGUCUUUCACGUUCAUUGUCUUCAAAAACGGGAAGAUAGGCAUGAACGCUGAGCACUCCUGGGCCGAUGCGCCCAUUGUCGCACACCUGUGGGAGUAUGUCCUGGCCACGGACUCCUUUCAGCUGGGCUACGCAGAGGAUGGGCACUGCAAGGGCGACCCCAACCCGAAUAUUCCAUACCCCACACGGCUGCAAUGGGACAUCCCGGAGGAAUGUCAAGAGGUGAUAGAGACUUCCCUGAACAGCGCCAACAUUCUGGCAAAUGACGUGGAUUUCUACUCUUUCCCGUUCCACACCUUUGGUAAAGGACUGAUCAAGAAGUGCCGGACGAGCCCGGAUGCCUUCGUCCAGCUUGCUCUCCAGCUGGCACAUUACCAGGACAUGGGCAAAUUUUGCCUCACGUACGAGGCCUCCAUGACCCGGCUCUUCCGAGAGGGGAGGACGGAGACCGUGCGUUCCUGUACCACUGAGUCGUGCAACUUUGUGCUCGCCAUGGUGGACCCCACCCAGACGGUUGAGCAGAGGCUCAAGUUGUUCAAGAUCGCAUCCGAGAAGCAUCAGCAUCUGUACCGCCUCGCAAUGACUGGCUCUGGGAUCGACCGCCAUCUCUUCUGUCUUUAUGUGGUGUCCAAAUACCUGGCCGUGGAUUCCCCUUUCCUGAAGGAAGUUUUAUCUGAGCCAUGGAGAUUAUCGACCAGCCAGACUCCUCAGCAGCAGGUGGAGCUGUUUGAUUUGGAGAGGAAUCCGGAAUAUGUGUCCAGCGGAGGGGGCUUCGGGCCAGUCGCCGACGAUGGUUAUGGCGUGUCGUACAUCCUCGUGGGAGAGAACCUCAUCAGUUUCCAUAUAUCUUCCAAAUUCUCCAGCCCUGAGACCGACUCGCAUCGCUUUGGGAAGUACCUGAAACAAGCAAUGACUGACAUCAUCAGCUUGUUUGGGUCCAGCGCCAACUCCAGAAAGUAAUUCCACUAGAGCCGUCAUGAAGGAAAACGAGCUCUUCCAAUGA
Messenger RNA from Odobenus rosmarus divergens (Pacific walrus), 2500 nucleotides. It is a transcript of the gene CPT1A, whose product is annotated as carnitine palmitoyltransferase 1A (liver). The coding region runs from base 136 to 2457 and encodes 773 amino acids. The record is from RefSeq and is a predicted model, not a curated record. NCBI's taxonomy places the organism in Eukaryota, Metazoa, Chordata, Mammalia, Carnivora, Odobenidae. Gene Ontology annotation, molecular function: carnitine O-palmitoyltransferase activity. Gene Ontology annotation, cellular component: mitochondrion. Gene Ontology annotation, biological process: fatty acid metabolic process; carnitine metabolic process. The transcript has 19 exons.